AUGAUGAUGGUGGUGGUGGUGGUGGUGGUGAUGGUGAUGACAGUGAUGGAGAUGGUGGAAAGGAUAACAAUAGCAGAGGUGGCCGAGCCUUAUGGGCGACCUUUGCAGAACCCCGUGCUGUCUCCUCCCACCUGUUUCUCAGGGGCGGAGCCGCUGCCUUGGUGGUGCCGCCUCCCCACAUCCUCCCCUUCCUCCCUGCACCCUGGGAUGGCACCUGCCUCCCAGAGACCUGCUGCUGUGGCUGACAGCCUGCCCGCCUGUUCCUCCCUGGGGUGUCUGGCAGCCCCAGCCCUCUGCCUUAGGAGCAGCAUGCUGUGUCGCUGGGGUGUCCCUCUGUUCCUGCUGAUGCUCCAGGCUGUGCCCUGCCUCCUUAGCAGCCUUCGAACUCAGCAUGAGGAAUUUUCAGACUGGUCGUGCCCAGACCUCACCUGCCAUACAGAUUACCUCCAGAUGAUCACCUGCACCCUGGACACAGGGACCUUCCGCCCAGCCUUGCUCAACCUCACCUGGGAAGACCCAUAUGAAGAAUUCAAGGACAUGUCCACAUCCUGCAGCCUCCAAGAGGCCGCCCACAAUGCCACACAUACCCAGUACCUGUGCCGCAUGGACCUGACACACUUCAUGGCCGACGACACUUUCAUUGUCAACAUGACGGACCCAUGGGGCCUCCACACACAUGAGUGCGGCAGCUUUGUUCUGGCUUUGAACACCAAGCCAUCUCCCCCGUUGAACGUGACUGUGACUUCCUCCAGCAGCUACAACAUCUCCUGGAGCUGCAUCUAUGACUCAGUGCCCCUACUCACCCCCCUCAGGAACUGGCUGCAGUUCGAGCUGCAGUACAGGAUACCUGGGGCCCCUGAGGGCCCCAAGAGGAAGCUGGUGUCUGUGGACGUGAGAAGUGUCUCCCUCUUGCCCCUGGAGUUCCACCCCAGCUCCAGUUAUGAGCUGCAGGUGCGGGCGGCGCCCCUGCCUGGCUCAAACUUCGCUGGGACCUGGAGCGACUGGAGUGAACCAGUCCUGUUUCACACGCAGCCAGCAGUGCUCCCUGCAGACUCGCAGGAAUACAGGCUCUUCUAUCUGCUCAUCCUGCUCACAGUCCUGGUCCUCUUAGGCCUGAAGUUUGGCCUGAUGAGGCCAUGGAGGAAGAUGUACAGCUCCGUGCCCAGCCCUGAAUGGUUCUUCCAAGCCCUGUACACAGGCCACGGUGGAGACUUCAAGAAAUGGGUGGGCACACCUUUCACUGCCUCUAGCCUGGAGCUGGAAUCCUGGAGCCCAGGGAUGCCCUCAACCUUGGAGUCCUACAGCGCAUGCCCACCCUGGAGUGCCCCCAAGGCCAAGGAGCUGGAGGAGAUGGAUGCAACCCCCAAGUGGGGAUCCUGGGACCCAGAGGCUGUCAGCACAGGUGGCUGGGCCUACAGCCCUGAACGGGACCGACCCUAUGGCCUGGUGUCCAUCGACACAGUGAUGGUAGUGGGUACAGAUGAGCCCUGGGCCUGCACCUGUGAGGACAAUUGUUACCCUGCCAUGAGCCUGGACCCAGGGCCCUCGCACUCUCUUGUGGGCACUGAUGCCACCAUCCUGGCCUGUGGCUGUGUCUCAGCCGGGGCGCCCCCGGACAGCCUUCUGAGCUGCCUCAAGGUGCCACUGCCAGAUGAAGCGGGCUGGGCUCUGGGACCACCCUGGGAGGAUGAGGCAUCCCCAGGGCCCCAGGACAGUGACCCAGGCUCCCCGCUGGCUGGCCUGGAUCUGGAUACCUAUGACAGUGGCUUUGCCAGCUCAGGCUGCGGCAGCCCCGUGGACUGUGCCUUCACCGGCCCCAGUGCCCAAGAGCCUCCCCGCAGCUACCUCCGCCAGUGGAUGGUCCUGGACCCUGCAUCCAGUGAGUGA
Messenger RNA from Suncus etruscus (white-toothed pygmy shrew), 1887 nucleotides. It is a transcript of the gene IL21R, whose product is annotated as interleukin 21 receptor. Gene Ontology annotation, biological process: immunoglobulin mediated immune response; cytokine-mediated signaling pathway. NCBI's taxonomy places the organism in Eukaryota, Metazoa, Chordata, Mammalia, Eulipotyphla, Soricidae. The record is from RefSeq and is a predicted model, not a curated record. Gene Ontology annotation, molecular function: protein binding; cytokine receptor activity. The transcript has 12 exons. Gene Ontology annotation, cellular component: membrane; external side of plasma membrane. The coding region runs from base 1 to 1887 and encodes 628 amino acids.